This is a messenger RNA of Owenia fusiformis, 1890 nucleotides long. Lineage: Eukaryota; Metazoa; Annelida; Polychaeta; Sabellida; Oweniidae. The record is from the annotation of a GenBank genome assembly.
AUUCCUCCAUAUUGCUUAAUUUUCGCACGUGAAAAAUAUUUGUAUCAGAUUUGUAACUGUUUUCACUGUUUUCUCAAAAUAAACUUGAAUGUUUCCAUAAUAGGUAAUUUCCAUCUGAUCAAAACCCCAUUCUGUCCAAGCGUUGAUCAAGUAGAAUCUUCUCAGUAUGGGAAAGAAGGCAAAAAAGAAGACAAUAGGACGAGGCCAGUCUGAUGCUGCUGAAGAAGCUUUCAAAGGAUCUCCCCACACACUAGUUAUCCAUCGAGGUCUCGUGGGUAAAAAUGUUGGCCACCUUGUACAUGAUUUUAGAAGAGUUAUGGAGCCAUUCACUGCGUCAAAACUUAAGGUGAGAAAGAAGAACGUCCUGAAAGAUUUCAUCAACGUCGCAGGGUUUUUCAACAUCUCUCACAUCGUGGCUUUCUCAAAGACUGAAUCAUCCAUCAACAUGCGGAUGCUGCGCACACCACGUGGUCCAACUAUGACAUUUAAAGUGCACAGUUAUAGUUUAGCAAAGGAUGUUAUCUCAACAUUGAAACGUCAUAACAUGGAACAGAAGCAGUUUCAACACCAUCCACUUCUCGUUAUGAAUAACUUUAGUGGCGAAGGCAUGCACAUUAAACUUAUGGCAACAAUGUUCCAGAAUAUGUUCCCAUCUAUAAAUGUAAACAAGGUGAAGUUGAAUGACAUUAGAAGAUGUGUGCUCGUCAACUACAACCCAGAAGACAAAACAUUGGAUUUCAGACACUUCCACAUUAAAGUAGUUCCAGUUGGUAUGAGUCGCCCAGUGAAGAAGCUGAUAAAAGCAAAAGUACCAAACAUGAGCAACUUCGAGGAUAUAGCUGACUAUAUUACAAAGGGAGGCAAUAUAUCUGACAGCGAGGGGGAACUCGAUGGCCCACACAAUGAAGUUGUCUUACCUCAAACUAUUGCGAGUAGAGGGAACAUAAAAUCUGCUAACAGUGCCAUUAGGCUGACUGAGAUAGGCCCUAGGAUGAAGCUACAGCUCAUAAAGAUAGAGGAAGGACUGGGAGAGGGUAAUAUCUUAUUCCAUGAGUAUGUCACAAAGACUGAGGAGGAGGUCGCACUAAUAAAUCAAGCAAGAGAGAAAAAACGCAAAUUGAAGAUGAAAAGGAAAACAAAGCAAGAACUGAAUGUGAAGAAGAAGACUGAUAAAAAGGAUGAAAUGAAGAAGAAAACUCUUGAAGGCAUGAAGAAGAAAGCAGAAGAAGAAGAAGAAUCAAAGAAUGAAAAAGCAGAUAGUGGUAUGGAAUCUGACGACAGUAUAGGAGAUGCUGAGUACUUCAAACAGGAGGUUGGGGAGGCUCCUGAUCCAGAAUUAUUUCCUAUGAAUAAUAAACAACCAAGGAAGAGGCAAGCUGGAAGCUCAUUGAGGGACAAUUAUCUCCCAUAUAAGAAGAAGAAAUUAGAAACUACUGAUGACAGGACUAAAAAACAGAAAAGGGAAUCUAAUAAAAACACAGAAAAGGUUCAGGGAAUGAAAAAAUUCAGCAGAGACAAUCAUAAGAAAAAUGAUGUAAACAAGAAAAAUAAACUUGGUACUCGAGUGAAAAGGGGCAAAAAAGUCACAAAUAAAAAAUCAGGUCGUAGGAGGUGAGAUUCUAUGAAAUGCUAAAAAUGUAUGAAACUUAAGUGCUGAAAAAAUAAAUAAUAUAAGAGAAGAUCAGCUUUUUUGUGAUCCAUCUAUAUUUAAAGGGACAUCCCUUAGUAUUAGUAGCCUGCCAAUAUCUUGAUAUAAUGGUUGCUAUAACUAAUAAUUAUAAACGUUUGGAUAGAGUCUUAUAAUUUAAUGUAAUGUUCUUUUCAACUUGGCUUUUUUCAUAUUUAUGUAAAAAUAUACCUUCAAUGUAGGGGUUUCAUUAGCAGCAGGCA